Dermacentor silvarum is the source of this 684-nucleotide messenger RNA. RefSeq lists its product as uncharacterized. Bases 1 to 684 code for a protein of 227 amino acids. The transcript is spliced from 2 exons. Lineage: Eukaryota; Metazoa; Arthropoda; Arachnida; Ixodida; Ixodidae. The record is from RefSeq and is a predicted model, not a curated record.
AUGUCGGAUUGGAACGCCUUCCGCCGGCAGGAGAUUGCGCCCACCAUUGAGGACCUCGAAAAGUGGACGCGCAGCCUGGUAGACGCGGUGGCGCGUGUGAGCACGGAAGUGGAGACGGACGAAUCGAUCCCCACUAUGGACACUCGACUGGCCCACCUGAUUGAGGCACGACAAUCACUGCAACGCCGAUGGAAGCGCAUGCGGCACAACAGAACACUGCGCAAGCGCAUCGCCCACCUCGGCCGCGAAAUCGAAAAAUACAGCACGCAGCUCUGCGUGCAGCAGUGGCAUGCCAUCUGUAACGAAGCCGACGGGCAGCUGCAUGCCAGCCAAGAAUGGGAGGUCCGCCGAGCGGUGCAAAAGCUGAACUGCAAGUCGGCAUCCGGCCCGGACCUGUUCCACAAUAAAACCCUGCGAAGCCUUGGCGACGUGGCCAUCACGGCCCUUACGAAUUUCUACAACGACUGUUGGCGCUCCGGCACGCUGCCCAAGCAGUGGCGGACCGCCCGAACGAUAUUGAUCCCUAAACCCAACAAGCCGCCCAGCAUUGAGAAUCUCCGGCCGAUCUCCCUGACGUCAUGCGCGGGCAAGGUGCUGGAGCACGUGCUAAACAACCGUUGGCAGAGUUACAUGGAAGAGCACGACGCGUACCCUGCGGCGAUGCUGGGCUUUCGGGCCCGGUGA